Molecule: messenger RNA, 417 nt
Organism: Diabrotica balteata
Lineage: Eukaryota; Metazoa; Arthropoda; Insecta; Coleoptera; Chrysomelidae
Source: the annotation of a GenBank genome assembly
AUGUAUCUUUCAGAAAUCGCUAAAGUGUGCAACAGAGGAGCGAUCUCGACCUUAAUGGACAUCUUCAUGAACCUUGGGGUCGUGUUUAGUUUUUUGUUAGGACCUCUCUGUUCUCUUAAGCUUCUAACGUUUUUGUGUGCCUUACCAUUAGUUUUUUUCAUCAUUGUAUUUGGUAUAUUCAUCCCAGAAAGUCCAAUAUUCCUAGUAUCGGUGCAUAAGGAAGAAGCAAAAGAAGCUCUAAAAAAAUUGAGAAUGACAAAGGACGUUAAUGAUGAGUUUAAAGCGUUACUAACUUCAUUUGAAGCUUUAAAUAAAAACGAAAAAGAAGCUUUAGAGUUAUUUAAAGAUACUGGAUCCAGAAAAGCUCCAGAUCCAGAAAAGAGUUGUCGAUAUACGUGCAUUGAAGUAUUUACCUAA